Messenger RNA from Pollicipes pollicipes, 1958 nucleotides. RefSeq names its product dual oxidase maturation factor 1. Gene Ontology annotation, biological process: protein transport. The coding region runs from base 64 to 1653 and encodes 529 amino acids. NCBI's taxonomy places the organism in Eukaryota, Metazoa, Arthropoda, Thecostraca, Pollicipedomorpha, Pollicipedidae. The transcript is spliced from 10 exons. The record is from RefSeq and is a predicted model, not a curated record. Gene Ontology annotation, cellular component: endoplasmic reticulum membrane.
GCCUCGUCUCCCGUGCCGCGUGACAGACAGUCUUGACACCGGAGGGCACCCCGACACGCCACCAUGAAGGGCUGGUUUGACGCAUUCCGAACGGACGGCGGGCCGACGCUGUAUCACCAUAGCAACAGGACAGCCGUGCACGGCGACGCCGCAGUCAUCCUCAUCUCGGUCAUCUUCGUCACAGUGCUGGUGGCUUUCUUGCUCAUCUUCCCCGGCGUUCGUAGUCAGAGGCUGUCGACGUUUGUCUGUGUCACUCUGAGUCUCUUCACCGGCUUGGCCAUCACCCUUGGCGCCACCGGCUCGAGCUGGCAGUCCGGCUCUGUGGACAUCACUUCUUUCUACCGCGCCUUCUCUUCGGAACGGCUGCAGGCCAGCCUUGGAGCUCACAUCGGUCUCAACCACGUCAACAUUACACUCACUGCGCUGCGUUCAGCUCAGGACCAUGGCGACGUGGCCUUCAACGAGCGCUUCCGCUGGGGGAAGCCCAUGCAGAUGCGCGACGAGUACCGAGCGGCGCUGGUCAAAGGUCUGCCGUACCCGAUACUGACGGUGGCCGAGUACCUGAGCGCCAACUCCGAGGGUUUUGCUUGGGGCCGGAGGUUGAAAUCAGCCGGCUACUACACCAGCAUCGUCAUCUGGACGGCGUUCGCCAGCUGGCUGCUGACGAACCUGCUGCUGCUGACCGUGCCCCGCUACGGCGCCUACCUGAUGGUGGUCACCGGCGGCCUGAUGUGCUUAGCGUGCGGCUUGUACUCGGCGCUGCAGUCGGGCCCGCCGCUGGCCCCGAGAAGACGUUUGCAUUGGACCGCUGUGGUUUCAGGAAUUAUGUACAUGUUGGUCGGUCUGGUGGCGUCCAUCCUGGACCUGGUGCAUCCACACACCUUCUCCACCAUUCUGGAGGUGGACUUUGGCACGCCAUAUGAUCGGCACAUGCUUAUCGUGGAGUCGGACGAGUCCCGCAAGCGCCCAACGCUCAAGAUCCCCAAGCUGGAAGAGCCCAUAACGGCGGGCAUUGAAGCCACAACGAAACUCAUUCGGCGUUUGUCGAAACGAAGCAGAGAGGACAGCAGCACAGACCCACGCGGCGGCGCCGACAACGUGGCGUUCGAGAUGGAAACGCCCACGGUGCCCCUGCACAGGCAGUCUCCGAGUCGGCGCGGCUCCAAGCAGUCGGGCCGCUCCGCCGGCUCACGGCGCGGCUCGCGCCACCUGGACGUGCCACAGCUAAGCGUGGAUCUGCCGGCCGUGCCUGCGCGGCGGCCGCUGGAGCGCACCGACUCACGACACUCGCAAGGCUCCAGCCUCUCGGCCAGCUCGGUGUCGCGCUCCUCCCUGCCGGACGGCGAGCAGCACAGCUUCCAGGAGCAGUUCAAGCGCAUCCGGCGCGCCGAGUCACCGCGGCGCGACUCGAGUCAGUCGGGCGACUCGAACGCCUCGUCCGGCUGCAGCUUGUUUCGCAGCGAGCUGACGCGCGGCGGCAGCCUGCAUGUGCCGGUGCCGGUGACGAGCUGUCCGUCGGGCAGCGACGCCCUCCACCCUCCGCUCGAAAAGCGGGACUCCCGCGCCUCCAACAUCAUCGUCUUUCACACGCAGGACGCACGCGGACAGCUGACCAGGCGUCAGUCAAGUGAUCGAGCUUCGAUUGAGAUGUAGACGGCGAGCAGAGGAGAGUUGGGUUUCUCCAAGUCUAGUACCGGAAUCGCUGCGAACGCUCAUAGCCAUGCCUGCAACCUGCUUAUACAUUCUCUUUACUUGUUAGUGGCGCAGGAUAUUUAAAUAUCAACACAGGUGCUUUCAAGUUACUUAACAUAUUAAUGCGCUUUGUAGAGGCACCUAGUGCAGAGAGCUCAACAAGCAUAUAUGAGAGGAGGACUGUUUUUUUAGCUUGCAGCGCUGAUCAAUCAAAGUUAAGGGAUUGUGGUGAGAUGAACAGGUGCUAACGGAAUGAUCUGUGCUGG